UUCUCAUCUGUUCUUAGUUCCUUGCCAUUUGAUUCUCACUCAUGCUCUGUGAUCUCUGUGGUUCCCGUGUCCCCACGUUUUUCUUUGACUUGAGUUGGGAAACUACGACUCCUUUUUAUCGGCUGAGUGUUCCAAGUUGAAGGACUGUAAACCAAACGUAUGGCUGCUGAGGUAGAUUCUGUGUCUCAGAGUGCUGUGAGACUGAAGCAGGAGCUCUCUCUCCUUCAUGGUGUUUGUAUCAUUGUGGGCAACAUGAUCGGCUCUGGCAUCUUCAUCUCGCCAACGGGGGUUCUGAUCUACACAGGCUCAUUUGGCUUGUCACUGGUCGUGUGGGCCGUUGGAGGUGUGUUUUCUGUGUUUGGGGCAUUAUGCUAUGCUGAGUUGGGCACAACUAUCCGUAAAUCUGGAGCCUCCUAUGCCUACAUCCUGGAGUCCUUUGGAGGCUUCUUGGCUUUUAUUCGACUGUGGACAUCGUUGCUGAUUGUAGUGCCAGCAGGUCAGGCAGUGAUGGCACUGACCUUCUCCACUUACCUUGUCCAGCCCUUCUACCCAACCUGCCCUGCCCCUUAUGAUGCCGUCCGUCUCAUCGCCGCUGCCCUCAUUUGUCUGCUGACCAGUGUGAACUGUAUGAAAGUGAAAUGGGGGGCUGUUCUUCAGGUCAUCUCCACCGUACCCAAAGUUGUGGCUCUGAUUGUCAUUGUCAUUACAGGCCUGGUUAAGCUCGCAGAAGGUUGUCACCAGAAUUUUGAGGACUCAUUCAGAGGCUCCAAGCUGGAUGCCGGUAACAUUGCCUUGGCCCUGUACUCGGCACUCUAUUCCUACUCUGGCUGGGACACUCUCAACUUCAUCACAGAGGAGCUCAAGAACCCAGAGAGAACUCUGCCGCUGUCCAUCGCCAUUUCCAUGCCUGUUGUCAUGGUGAUCUACAUCCUGACCAACAUGGCUUACUAUGUGGUCAUGGAUGUGGACAAAGUGAUCAGCAGUGAUGCUGUUGCUGUUACAUUUGCAGAUGAGGUAUUGGGCUGGGGUCGCUGGCUGAUCCCUCUGUCUGUGGCCAUUUCCUGCUAUGGGGGCCUUAACUCCUCCAUCAUCGCUGCCUCCAGGUUGUAUUUUGUUGGUUCUAGAGAAGGCCAUCUACCUCAUGUCCUGUCCAUGAUUCACAUUCAGCGCUUCACCCCAAUUCCUGCCCUGCUUUUUAAUGGUGCCAUGUCUCUGAUCUACCUCUGUGUUGAAGACGUUUUCCAGUUAAUAAAUUACUACAGUUUUAACCACUGGUUGUUCAUCGGCCUGUCAGUUGCCAGCCUGAUCUACCUUCGCAUUAAAGCCCCGGAAAUGCCACACCCUGUCAAGCUGUCUUUGUUUUUUCCAGUGGUCUUCUGUCUGUGCAGCAUUUUCCUGGUGGUUGUACCUCUCUAUAGUGACACCACAAACUCUUUGAUAGGAAUUGCUGUGGCACUGUCUGGGGCACCAGUCUAUUACGUCUGCGUCUAUCUGCCGCCCACUUCCAGACCAACCAUCCUCGGCAAAAUCCUCAAUACAAUCUCUCUCUUCACUCAGAAGUUGUUUCUGUGCUGUGUGACCUCACCUGACUUUGACCUGGACAACGUAAACCCUGAAAAAACUGAAUGAUGGAGCUACCAAACACAGCCAGGGUGAAGUACGAUACUGGCAGAGAGGAACGUGACAAAACUGUUUUACUUUUUUGUCGUUUUUCCAUGAUACACACUGAUAAUGGAGCAGCCGUUUACAGCUUCACAGAGCAGAUUUGUUUGUGGAUGCCAUAGACUGUAAAACACAUCCACAUAUUAUGUAGCGCAGUGUUUACUGUGCAGUGCCUUCGACACAUACUUUUGUGCACUACGUACGUCACAUGCAUGCACAAACUGACCAACGUCUGUUGAAGAUAAUGAAAAUGAAAGGUCAGCAUUUGAUUAAUCAGAGAUGUGCAACAACCUUAGUGUCAUUCCUUUGAUAACUCAUGCACACAGGGUGAGAUCAUGUGGGCUGUUUCACAGUUAGGGUACACAAGUAUUUGUCACUGGCACCAAAAAAGAAAAUGCUUACUUUGGUCACAUUAUUCAUCCAUAUUGAACUGCUGACUGGGGUACUUAAAUGGCCAAAGUUUCAGAUCUGUCAGAUGUUUGCAUAUACAGUUAUAUGCAAAAGUUGGGCACCCUUGAUGAUUUUCCUUUAUAAAUCCUUGGUUGUUUGUAUCAGAAAUUUCAGUUAAUAUAUAUCUUAUAGCAGACAAACAGAUAUUUGAGAAGUGAAAUGAAGUUUAUAGGAUUUACAAAAAGUGUGCAAUAAUUCUUGAAACAAAACUAGAUCGGUGUAUGAAUUUGGGCAUCAAUAUUUCGUAGAUCCUCCUUUUGCAGAAAUAACAGCCUCUAAAUGCUUCCUAUAGCUUCCAAUGAGAGGCUGGAUUCUGAUUGAAGGUAUUUUGGACCAUGCUUCUUUACAAAACAUAUCAGG
Molecule: messenger RNA, 2472 nt
Organism: Thalassophryne amazonica
Lineage: Eukaryota; Metazoa; Chordata; Actinopteri; Batrachoidiformes; Batrachoididae
Product: Y+L amino acid transporter 2-like
Exons: 12
Coding region: 160-1629 (489 amino acids)
Biological process (GO): amino acid transmembrane transport
Cellular component (GO): membrane
Molecular function (GO): basic amino acid transmembrane transporter activity; L-amino acid transmembrane transporter activity
Source: RefSeq, a predicted model, not a curated record